AUGAGUUCGUCUAGGUGGACAGAAAAUAGGGAAGUAAAUAAAGAAAUCCAAAAACUAAAACUUCAACAGCAAGAGCAAAAUUUGGUUACUUAUUUCAGUUCUUCAUCAGAACGAUCAGAUUCCGGAACAAGUGCUGAAGAAAAUCGAAGCGAAAGUUCAGACAAUGAUUUAUAUAGUGGAACAUCCGACAGAAAUUUAACAGAUGAAAGUUUAAGAAUGACGACAGAAAAUUUACUACUUCACCAGGACAUUUGUGCUAGGGGACAAUUGAUUGAAUUUGAAUCUUCAGCCUCAGAUAGAGAUAACAGAUCUGCGGUAUCUGCGGCACAUUUUGACAACUCCUUACAUAAUAAUGACACAUCAUCUUUAUACACAACAACCACAGAUUCUGCUGCAAUUUAUUACAACACAAGUACCGAUAGUAGCUACAGCGAUGAAAUUUUAAACAACUUUGAUGAUAUUGCAAAUGAAAAUCCAAUUGAGGAAGCUUUUAACGGACUAACCAUUACGGAGCGUAUCGCACAGAUAAAAAUCAAGACUAAUUGUUCUCUAACAACUAUCGCUGAAAUUUCAAAUCUCUUACGCGACUUGGGGCAUAACAUACCUAAGGAUCCAAGAACCAUUAUGAAGACGAAAGUUUGCGACUUAACCAAGUUAAAUAACGGUGUCCAAUGCAACAGCAACUCAUUCGUCCACCUUGGAUUAAUUGAAGGGAUAAGGAAAAAAUUGAUGAACGCCGACAAAAAGCUGAUGAUGCUUAUUCUUCAAUUUAAUAUUGAUGGUUUACCGCUCUGGAGGAGUAGCCGCACGCAAUUCUGGCCAAUUGUUUGUCGCAUUAUUAAUUGUCAAGAUAGUAGUGAAUUUCUCGUCACUUUACACUGUGGAGUUGGAAAACCGCUAAGCGUCAGAUCAUAUCUUCGGCCUUUUUUGGACGAAUUAAAAGCGCUUUUAAACGACGGAUUACUUCACUUUGGGCAAAAAUUUGACAUUCGAAUUGGCGCUUUCUGUUGUGACGCACCAGCUCGCGCAUUAAUCAAGCAAAUCAUUGGACACACGGGAUAUUGCGCAUGUGAACGAUGCGAAACACAUGGAAUGAGAUCUGAUAAUAGAACGACGUUUCCACAACUAACGGCAGCUUUAAGAACUGAUUAG
Molecule: messenger RNA, 1152 nt
Organism: Daphnia magna
Lineage: Eukaryota; Metazoa; Arthropoda; Branchiopoda; Diplostraca; Daphniidae
Exons: 5
Coding region: 1-1152 (383 amino acids)
Source: RefSeq, a predicted model, not a curated record